AUGGAGGGUGAUUGGGAUCGAGUAAAGGCUCAAAUAGCCCAAAUGCUGGAUAGUCGAGUUACACCUUUAGAGCAAGAGCUUGAGCAGCAGCGUGCACUUAUAGGUCAACUUACAAAAGCAAUUCAACUUCUCAGCGAAUCCCUCACUGCAUCUCCUUCUCAGACAUUGGCAAAACCAGCUAUGAAGGCUAAACCAAAGCAGCAUCCGCCUACUUCUUCAGCUGGCAAAGCUACUAACAAUAAUGCAAACGAAAGCUAG
Blepharisma stoltei is the source of this 258-nucleotide messenger RNA. The record is from the annotation of a GenBank genome assembly. Lineage: Eukaryota; Ciliophora; Heterotrichea; Heterotrichida; Blepharismidae.